UUUUAUCUGUAUCAAUUAUAUUAUCUUUAUAUUCAGUAGUAUAUAUCGGUGCUCACAUAUAGCGUGUGGAAGGCCCAAUUUCCCGGCAAAAUGGCGGACCUCCAAAAGUUCAUAUCCGACAAGCUUCAAGAGACAAUACACAACGCGGACGUAAUGGGGAUGCUUCAGAAGCUGCUAGAAUCGUUCCAAGGCGAAGAGUCUGAAGGUCUCAAGGCGCAGUUGAAGGAGAUAAUGGAGCAAUACGAAGAAAUGGCUGAUUCGGAGAAGGAAAUGUUUUUGACAUAUAUCAAAGAACUGUUGGCGCGAAAGUUGGCUACGCAUUUCCAGAACAAUCCACCGGAUCUAUCAAAGGUGGAGGAUGUUCUGGCAGGAGCAGUGCGCGAUCAGAUGAUAUUUCUCGCGGUGGUGGUUUUAAUUGUCAUCGGAGUUGUUGUCUUCUUUGGAUAUAAACUAUACAAGUCGAUAAAAGAAAAAGAGAUGAAGAAAGAAGAGAAGAAGAAACAGAAGCAGUCGAAAAAGAAGAAAUGAAUAUUGUAAAGUGUUUGAGAUAAUAUAUAAUAGUUUUAAGUUUCAUUAAAUUGUUUCAGAGUCCAUAAUUAAAAGUAUAUCAUCUUAAUCUAUUAUUAAUUAAAUUUAGAGGACGUAACCACUCAGUGUUGCCCUUACUGUAAAAGAGUAUCAUAA
Messenger RNA from Pieris rapae (cabbage white), 684 nucleotides. RefSeq lists its product as uncharacterized. Lineage: Eukaryota; Metazoa; Arthropoda; Insecta; Lepidoptera; Pieridae. Bases 91 to 528 code for a protein of 145 amino acids. The record is from RefSeq and is a predicted model, not a curated record. The transcript is spliced from 3 exons.